AUGAGUUUGUCAAGGAAUUCCUCAAGCUCCAGCCUCUCGUCGUUGGCGACUGAGGAUUUGAGAGAGGAGGAAAUGCCCGACUCGGACAUGUCACAAUUGUCCAGGACCUCAUCGAGCGCUACAAUACGCUCUAUAACCUCGGACCAACUCCAUGUGGAGGCGGACAAUGAUACGGAGGGGGAAGACGAUACAGAAGUGGAAAAUGACACGGAAAUGGAAAAUGACUCGGAGAUAGAGGAUGAUACUGAGGUCGAGGAUGACACCGAGGUCGAGGAUGACCCGGAAGACAUGAAUUCGAGCGAAGAUCCCUCAACACCUGGCCCAUCUUCGCAGUCUGAGGCCUCCUCCCAGUCGUCCCCUCCUCCAAGCGAAUCAGAAGAUGAGGACGAGGACGAAGUGGAAGAGGAUACCAAUGAGCUGAUAAACGCUCACAUAUUUCCACCUCGAUCGGAGCGGCUGUGUUGUCCCACCUGUGACAACUUUGUCGAUGUUUUCUUGACCGUUCGAAUAGGCGAUCGUAACGCGGAAGCCGUUAAUGCCUGCAUAGAUACCGGUUGUCCAGUCACCACAAUCAGCAGACAGUUUCUUCUUGACUAUAUGCCAGACGCCCUCUUAACCAAGACGACACACCCGGUUCCGAGCAGUGGUAUACAAGGAGGCGUGUCGUGGUUCAACCACGAGUGGAAAGAGCUCAAACUCUAUAUCAGGGGCAAUCUCGGCAACGGUCAGAAGCGAACACUCGCACUUCCGGUGGAUGUCGUGGUGGAUCCUGAGAUGGAUGAGAACAUCAGGCUCCUGAUCGGGGCAGACAUUAUACUUGGACAUCGAGGUGUUGUGGAUAUGAAUCAGGGUUUUCUGCGCUUUCAUAAGUGGAAGAAUUUUCGGGCGCCGAUUCGGUGCGAGGCGUCGGAACAUAACCCAGCAUUGGAAAGAUUAGUUGAUUACAUCGAGCCAUGA
Molecule: messenger RNA, 957 nt
Organism: Bacidia gigantensis
Lineage: Eukaryota; Fungi; Ascomycota; Lecanoromycetes; Lecanorales; Ramalinaceae
Exons: 1
Coding region: 1-957 (318 amino acids)
Source: RefSeq, a predicted model, not a curated record